AUGCUCUCCGCCUUUACAGCUCGCCCUAUCAUAGAGCUCCGACAGCGGGACAAAUCGAAGAUUGAGACGAUCAUCGCUCACGGUGAUCGAAUUCUCGUUGGGCUCAACAACGGCGCUCUUCGGGUCUACCGCCUCAACGAACUUCCCGCUAACGGCGCUUCAACGCCUCCACUCACCGCAAAUGCGACUCCUCCUCAGAAUGGCGACCAUCCUGCCGCGGACUCGGCCGCCAAGCCGACAGACUUACUUCGCGAGAUAGAACGAUUCUCGACGCGGGCGAUAGAACAGCUGGCAAUCGUAAAAGAGGCAAACACCAUCGUUUCACUAUCCAACUACCACGUAUCUCUCCACGACCUACAAUCCUACGAUCUCAUCGAGACCCUCUCGCGAACCAAGAAUGCGUCCUGCUUUGCCAUCACGUCCAAUAUCGUUCGGGAUCCCGACACUGGCAUCCCCGAAAUCAUCAGCCGACUAGCGGUUGCCGUCAAGCGGCGACUGCUAUUAUGGAGCUGGCAUGAGAGCGAGCUCAACAACGACGUCUCCGAAGUGGUGCUUUCCGAGUCUAUUCGAUCAAUAACAUGGGCGAGUGCGACGAAGAUUGUCUGUGGCAUGAAUAGUGGGUAUGUCAUUGUCGAUGCCGUGACGCAAGAGGUCGAGGACAUUGUGAGCCCGGGUGCGGUGGGAGUGUCGGGCCAAGGAAGCCGAUUUGGAGCUGUGAGCAGCGCAGGGAUGGGGUACAUGGGCCUUGGAAGCUACAUUCCCAAACCUCUAGCCGCCAAGUUGGCUGAUGGCGAAAUGCUCCUUGCCAAGGACAUCAAUACGCUCUUUGUCAACGACGAGGGCAAGGCCUUGGAGAAGAGGCAAAUACCGUGGCAAACUGCACCCGAAUCUAUCGGAUAUUCGUAUCCGUACAUUGUGGCUCUGCAGCCUCCCUCUAAAGGCUCACUCGAAGUUCGGAACCCUGAUACUUUGUCUCUCAUGCAGACUAUUCAACUGCCCGGUGCUGCUCAGCUUCAUUUUCCCCCGCCUACUUCGAGCCUGGCCCAUGCCGGCAAAGGAUUCCACAUUUCCAGUGAUCGCUGCGUGUGGAAAAUGGGAGCUACAGACUAUGACUCUCAGAUCGGAGAGCUUAUUGAGGCUGGCAGAUUUGACGAAGCUAUCAGUGUGUUGCAAAUGCUUGAAGAUGCUCUUUUGAGAAAUAAGAAAGAAACUCUCCGAGAGGUCAAGAUGCUAAAGGCAGAAAGCCUCUUUAAGCAAAAGAAGUUCCGACAGUCGAUGGACUUGAUGAACGAAGACGAUGUUCAUGCUCCGCCCGAGCGAGUUCUGAGAAUGUAUCCACCUCUUAUUGCGGGAGAGCUGUCUAGGUGGGCAAAUUGUCAGGUGGGCCAAGAGAAUGCGGACACCCAGGUGAGAAAGACCAAUGGUACAAGGCCGAAUAGCCCAGAAAUUACUACAGGCGAUCAUGCCGAGUCUCAGUCUCCCACAGUUGGAGGUUUUGUGAAGUACUUCAAGGGAGCCCAAAAGAAACCAACUGACGUCGCUUCAAUCAUCUCGACGAAAAAGGACGGCGAAACAGAAGACUCGGACAACGCCAGAGACGCACCAGCAUCGGAGGACAAGCCACUUGAGGGCAGAGAUCUUACAAGGGCCGUCUUGGAGCUAAACAGUUAUCUUGCCGGCACUCGAGCUCGCCUUCAGCGUGUUAUUGAUCCGGUCACCGGCAAACUGAAGCCGCGGGUGGAUCAGCCUAGCUCAACGGCGGAGGCUGAAGACAGGCUUCUGAAGAUUACGCCUGAUGAAUCUGACAAUGAGCGGGAGCAAAAGCUGCGCGACAUUUUCCGCUUGGUCGAUACCACGCUCUUUCGCGCCUACAUGUUCUCGCAACCGUCUCUUGCCGGCUCGCUAUUUCGUAUUCCCAACUUUUGCGAUCCGGACGUGGUAAACGAAAAGCUACUGGAGCACAACCGCUACACGGAGCUGAUCGACUUCUUCCAUGGCAAGAAGCUGCACAAGUCAGCACUGCAGUUGUUGCAUCAGUUCGGCGCUGCUCCAAAGCCAAAUGAAACAGCCCCAACUCUACACGGCCCGGAUCGCACCAUACAGUAUCUCCAGAGUCUCCCGCCUUCGGAAAUCGAUCUCAUCCUUGAGCAUGCCGAGUGGACUUUAAAGGCGAACCCGGAGUUUGCAAUGGAUAUUUUCAUCGGUGAUACAGAGAAUGCGGAAACUCUACCUGCUGAGAAAGUUUUGCCUUACCUCCGAGACCUUGACCCGAAGCUUGAGAGGCAAUACUUGGAACAUAUCAUUAUGGAACUUGAUGAUACCACGGCGGAUUUCCACAACCGAUUAGUCGAACUCUAUGUUUCCGGCCUGAGUAACAGUGAAAGGGGUCAUGAUUGGGACGAUCUUGAGGAACGAUUUGUCAAGUUCCUGCGGGAGUCUCGACAAGUGUACAGUCUUACAAAGGCAUUUGCUUUGAUUCCUAAAGAUGAUGCCGCUUUUUACGAAGCUCAAGCUGUUGUAUUAAGCAAUAUGGGGCAGCACCGACAAUCUCUAGAGAUCUAUGUUUUCAAGAUGAAGGACUAUGUCAAAGCAGAAGACUAUUGUAAUCGUGCACAUAGAUCUCAGGCCUCAUCUACAACCCCUUCAGAUGACCCCGACGAGUCAGCAUCAUCUGUAUAUCACACGCUACUGUCUCUCUAUCUUCAACCACCUCCGCCCCACAAACCAAACCUCGAGCCAGCUCUGGACCUGCUCUCCAAGCACGGCUCUCGCCUCCCUGCCACAUCAACACUUGGGUUGAUCCCCGAUGAUCUCCCCGUCGGCUCCCUCGAAGCCUAUUUCCGCGGGAGAAUACGUGCAGCAAACAGCCUCGUCAACGAAUCUCGCAUAAUGGCCGGCUUGCGCAAAGCCGAAGGCAUAUCCGUCGCCGCGGAAUUGCAGCUAGGCGACGGUAAACCCGGAGGGCAGGGCGGCCGGAAUCGCCAUGUCGUCAUCACUGACGAGAGGCAUUGCGUCGUGUGCCACAAGAAAUUGGCUGGUGGGAUGAGAAUGGGCGGUAGCGUCGUGGCCGUGUUGACGGAUAACACAGUUGUCCAUUAUGGCUGUUUGAGCAAAGCAACUGGCAACAAAGCGAACGGUUCGAGAAAGCCCAGCUGGAGUAGAGGAUAUUAG
Molecule: messenger RNA, 3171 nt
Organism: Trichoderma gamsii
Lineage: Eukaryota; Fungi; Ascomycota; Sordariomycetes; Hypocreales; Hypocreaceae
Exons: 4
Coding region: 1-3171 (1056 amino acids)
Biological process (GO): endosomal vesicle fusion; regulation of ARF protein signal transduction; vesicle-mediated transport
Cellular component (GO): cytoplasm; fungal-type vacuole membrane
Molecular function (GO): guanyl-nucleotide exchange factor activity
Source: RefSeq, a predicted model, not a curated record